UCCGGGUGGCGGCGGGAAGGCGCCGUCCCUCUGAGGGACGACCGUUACCGACCGUUACUGACCGUUACCGGCCGUUACCGGCCCCAGCACACGGCAGUCCGGCGGCCCACGGGUGCCGGUGGCUGAGGCAAGCAACUAUGGGAGUUACACUUCUGCUAGCGAGACCUUCCUUCUUGGCUUGGAAAUUCCUCUACAGCAGGGGUUCCCACGCUGGGUUACCCGACACAUCAGCCCAUCGGAUGAAGUGCAGGAGCUCUGAGUACCUGCAGAAACACCCGUGUCGAAAUCCUAAAAGAAUCCCCAAUGUGCAGAAGGGGAAAUUCCUGUAAGACAGCAGAGGCAGGGAGCAGCCUCAGCACAAAAUCACCUGGUUUGGGUCCUGUGGAGGUUUGUGCAGACUGACGCUGUGCAUGUAUGCUUUCCAGCCAGAUGUGAUCCGAGGAUGGCAGUCAAGCCAUUUGUUCUGUGGAGGCCACUGAGGAACUGUAACUUUCACCUGCUUAGGAGGACUCUUGGUGGGUGUGCCACCUAUCAUGGAGACUGUAUGCAUCCAGCUGCUCGCAGUAUCCACAGCAGGGAGGCUUUGGGAGUUGCCACUGAGACAAACUGUAUGCCAUGCAGUACUGAAGGAAGACAUGCAGGAUUUCUAAGCAGUGUGUGUGUCUCCUAGUUGUUUGCUUACCAUAUGUAUCAGGCAAAAUGAAGGACUUGUCCCAUUUUCUUCCAGAUGGUUUUGUAUCAUUAUGCAGGGUUAGAACUUUACUGUGUUGCUACAGCUGAUCUGGAACUAUGCCUAGCCCAUUGAAUGCACAUGAUAUGUUUGUGAAUAAUUUCUAUUGUUAUUGCUGUUUUCAGGAGGCACAAUUAAGUUUGAGGAUUUGAACAUUAACAAUAUUUCCUGAGCUUCAGAUUUUUGUUCAUCUCCUCCAUCUCAAAGAAAAAUGUUUUGUUGAAUUUAGUGUUAAUUUCUUCCAUUCAUUUAUUUUGUUUUUAAUUUAAGAUGUGAAUGCUGCUAUUUUCCUCCUUGCUAUUUGAAUCAUGCAGAGCUUGGGAGAAAGGGCAGUCAAAUUUGUAAUACUCUCACUUUUAUAUUGUAAGGAUUGACUUUUUCAAGGGAUGUCUACAGAGAUCUUCAUUCACACCUUCGACUUUUCAAGGGUGUUGCAGGUCUUUGUAGAAUCAGUGUUUUACUCGGUAACUAAAGCUCUAAUGAAGUUUCGCUAUAGUGAGCAGCUCUUAGCUGUUUUUUCAGAUGUAAAAUACUAGGGUACUGUUACCUUCCAGGUGUCCCUUUAUAAUUUGUUGGAAUUUUUGGUUGAAGAAUGGACGUUAUUUGCAUGUAGACAGUAAACUACCUGUCUGCUAGAUAGAACUAGCUGUUAAUUUUAGAACUGUUUAACUUUUAGUUGGCCAACACUGUGUUAUAGAGGAGCAUUCCCAUUCUGUUUAGUUUAAAUAGGAGUCAGCCUAAAGGAGAAGGAACAAAGCACUAUCAUCCACACAUUACUACUUACUUUGUGGCAGGAUCCAUGUGUUCCACGAUCAUCAGCGUUUUAGAACUAACCUUCAAAAAAAUUCAAAAGUUACAUGGUAUCAUAUGAAUCAGUUUGUAUUGCUCAUAUUAGUUAAGGAUGCAUCGUAAGUGUUGCCUUGACCUUAAAGAAACCUACAUGGCUUACGCUGAUUUAAGAGACUUCCACAAGAGGGUGCACCAGUUCAACAAAAUCCCGUAUAAACCAAAUGAGCAUGUCCGCAUUGUGGGCAUAUUUUUCUAUCAUUUUAUGUAUUAACUCAUGUAUCUAAAUCAACUUCUAAAACUGGAUGGAUGCUUUAAUCAGUUUAAUGUCUCAGAGCGUCUCUCCAGUCUGUAACAGAUGCAUGAAUGGAUACAUGAUGUUUUGCUGGUAAGCAGGUCAGGAAGUUUAAUUUUGAACAAAAGGCACUGUUUCCAGAAGUCCCGUUCACACUGAUGAAAGGCUGUUUUCAGACUCCAGUCACAAAAUGAUAUUUAGAUGUUUGGGGUUUUUUAGUGUACUGAAAUGUGUUACCUGUUCCUAAUUUAUGCCUGAUGCCCUGCAAAUGCUCACUACUUGCAUUUUAAGAAUAAAGUUUGGGGAUUUUUUUUUUUUUUUUUUUUUUUUUUUUUAGUUUUGAAGCAUCAUUAAUUUUCCCCUCAGACUGGUACAACACUGGACAGUACAGCUGCAGAAGAGAACUCCACCUAGAAAGAUGACUUCUUGAGAGGCUGCUGAGUUGAGUAUGACUGAUACAAUUUUUUUCUGUUUCUAGUUUGUGAUAAAAUUAUUUCAUGUUUCAUAAGAUAGAUGGGAAUUCUUAGUAAUGCUUCACCUUAAGUUGUAUAAUGUUACUGUACUGAUACGCUAAAAGCAUUAAAGUGUUCUGCUGCAUGUGUAGGCCAAAGUUCUAGGUCCAUUCCUCUAAGACUGCAGUCCUAGGAUAGUAAGAUAUCUCUGCAGAAAUGAUUAACAGAUUUUCCAGAAAAAGGGCCUCACUUUUGAAUCAUGCAUUCCCUGACCAAAUACAUGAAUCAUAAAUCACUUACAGAGAUAAGAGUAUCUGACACUCAGCAAAAUAACUAGAAGUGUGGUGAUAUUCAUAUGUGUAAUACAUGAUUAUUUUUUUUUUUAUCUGUGAAAUGCUCUUUUCAGUAAACUUUUGGCUUUUAUUAAAUAAGAGAAAUGGAAUGGUGUGCUUUUAAAACUUUUAAUUACUAGUACAAGAUAUUAAAAGAAGGUGAAUUUGAGACCAAGGAAAUUACUAUUUUUUGUUACUGCUAGCUGCAAAUGUAGAAGUUGGGUCUGGAUUCAAAAGGUUUCAUUUACUAACACUGAUGAAUUGGAACUACUCUAGUUUUGAUACUUUUCUUGUGAGCAGUGUAAAAGAAAAGAAUAUGAGGUUCUACUAAAAGAUCACCACCACACAGUGAAUAUGUCAUUUAACUAGCAAGAAGAUUUUUAUUUUAAAGACUAUGAGCUAGCCACCUUUUUCCAUUUACACCAGUUCUAGAUUAUCAUGUGUAAGCAGAUGAGGGUUUGUUUUUUUACUUGCUUGUGGAUAGUACCAGACAAAUAAUCUGUGUUUAUAUUUUUCUUAAAAACACUGUGGUUUUAGGUCAUUGCUGUCCUCCAGAGAGCCAAAUACAUCUACCAGUCAGAUAUGCGAUACUGCUUAGUUAUCUAAGAUUCCUGGCUAAAUCUGAUAGCAAUAGGGCACAAGGAGGAAUAGUAAUUACUGUAGUUAUUUACUUACUGAUCAUCUUGCUCUGAAUAUAGUGGCAUUUUCAGAAGCAAUUCUUCAUUCUGACAGUGUGUGGAAGUUAGCCAUUUUUAAAAACAUAGAUACACAACACAGAUGCCCCCCAGCAAAGUAGGGUCCCAGCUUUUCUAAAAGGCCGUGGCAUGAAGCAUUUACCACUCCCCAGAGGUCCUCCUUCUGACCUGAAGUUAUAUGUACCAGCCUGGCCAAAGUUCGGUCAAUGUUGAGUGUUUCCAGUGGAGGGAGACUUUAAUUAAUAGAAAAUUUAAUCUCAGCAUGUUUGGACCUUGACAUUUCUGCCCUCCUAAUCUUCAGGAUGGACCAAAGUGAGAUGUAGCCCACUAGGUGUCACUCCAGCAAAGGCUACCCGAAUACAGGUGUCGAGUAAACCUUUGCGGCCCUCCUCUCUUCCUUAGUGAAAACCGGCUUGCAUUAUUUCACCUUCAUAUAAACACAGCAAGCACUUUUUUAACUUCUAAAAAAACCCGAUUGAAAUUACGAGUCUUAGUAUAAAGAGGAAGAAUAAAAGUAUGCACAGAAAAUAAAAAUUAUAAAUAUUUUAUGUAUGCAACUUGUAAGGGAGAAAAACCGAAACCUAUACAUAAUAGGUUGAGUCUGUUGACAUAUGAUGAAAAAUGGACUAUUGCAAAAGUCUAAUAGGUAUGGAAGUGUUAGCACAUCUUGAUAACAGGGUGAACUGAUCAGAGAUUGUCUUUUCCCAUCUGUUUAACUUUUGAAAAAUGUCUGCAUCAUUGACAUUUCUUUUCCCUUGGUACUUACCUAACCUGACUUGCUGGCACAUGUCCAUGUCAGAACAAGGGUAGAGCUUGAAACGUUAUUUGAAGGUGAUUAGCACUUUUCAUCAAGGAUUGGUAUGGAAAAGAACCAUCUACUUGGUUAAUUUUAAAGCAUUACAGUAAAAAUUAGCUACAUAGAUGAAUUCCUGAGUUUCAUAUUGAUUUCUGUAAUAAAUGUACAUCUUUUAUUCAGUACUGUAAAAUGUUAAUAGAUUGAUUGUUUUUCCACUGCUAAAUUAAAGUCAGAAGUUUAGUAUUUUUACUAAAAUAAAGGUGGUAUGACUUUGUAGUCUGUUUCCUACUGCGAAUAAUGAUAAUGAUUCAGUAGCUUAACAACUUUCAUUCCUUUUUCUUAUUUUCAGCAUUCAUAUCUGCUGCUACAUAGUAAAGAAAGAGGCAUGUACAUUUGUAUGUGUUCUUUUUGAUUUUGAAGUGCUAAAUGUUUGAUCCAAUGUGUCCAGUGCUGUUGUGUGAGUCAAGGGACCUGUGUCCUCUUCCAGUUGCUACCGAAUUAUUGCUUAACCUUGGAUAUGUCUCAUCCUGUAUUUUUGCUUAACUGUUAUAGCAGACAAUUAAGAUUAAGAAAAUAUCAAUAUAAUUACAUUACAUAAUAAUGAUAGUAAUGAUAGUAUUAAGAAAAAAAAAAAAGCCUGGAACUGUAGAUUUAAGUAUUCUAUGUACUAAUAAUAUGUACUGAUUGUUUUACUUGUAUGUAGUGGAAAAUCCAGUGCUAAGAAGCAAUUUAAAAAAAAAAAUGUAAAAUGUUACGUAGUAACUGAUUAAAUGGGAGAAAUGAUAAAGAAGUUCUUGGAGGAAACUCUCGUACUGCUGAAGUCAACUUCAUUCUUUUCUCGAUUUGCUGUGUAAAGUGAGGUAGGUUAUUUUAGACAUACAGAGUAUAAGCACAUUGGGAACAGUAGCACUGAGAUUCCUCACGAGGAAUUUUUUUGAUGCCUUGAAAUCAUUGAAGACCACCUAAGAACAGUGUUACGUGUAGUCUUAAAACAAGUUACCUUCCAACCAAUAUAACUUCCUGUAAGCAUGAGUUUGUCACACAGCUUCUGUGUUGAGUAGCAAGAUCUUGGGUUGAUAGCAGUGGUUUUGUGAUUAUCGUAUUAUCAAUUAAAUGAAUAACCGUACUAUCAAUGAAAAGUAGUCUUGCAGUACUGAUGGCUUUGCAUGAUGACCUUGAAGCACUUUUUCUGGAAAAGCUGCUGUAUUUUCUGGAAAGGCCACCUUAGAUACUACAGAAAGGGGUGUGCCAUAUAACGCCACGUAACAUCCUGCCUUUUCUUUUCAGUAGUUUCAAUGUUCACCUGCUCCAUAAUUGAGAAGAGGAAAAUGUAAACAUGUUAAACGUUUUGGACAGUUGACUAAACUAGAUUGUGCAGUUCAGAAAGAUAUCCUGAAGGCAGGGAAGUAUUUUUAGCUUCAUUAACUUCUUUUCCUGCUUACAAAGAAUCAGGAGAAAAAGGUUUUAAAACCUGUUUGUCUAUGUACUGCGUUGGUUUUGCUCCCCAAAAUGUCAACCCACAAUAUCCCCAAAACUGCAUCUGCAGGGAUUCUUAAUCUUUAGUGAGAGGGCUUCCCCACAUCCCUUGCUAGCCACCCACCGCCAACGGUUUUUCCCUCUGAUUAGAUGGCAGAAGAUCUUUUAACAUAGCUCAGUUUUACCUUUACGUGACGAAAACCAUAGCUUUUUCCCCAUGCGUUACUGCAAGUGGGCACAUCUAGCAUUACCAUGGCCCUCUUUUUUAGCUUUCCUUCAGGAACCUUUACUUUCCCUUGACAAGUAAGUUGACAGUAGUUUCUCAUUGUUUCUUCCACAAUGUGUACCUUAAAGGGAGCGCUCCAUUACACAGCAGCCUAACAAAGGUCGUGAAGAAGCAGUUUGCAAGGUAAAUGCAUCCGAAGAACAUGUGAAAUACAGCUGUGGAAAAGGUUAGACUUUGAUUUCUGGGUCUCUCUGUUAAUUGGGUUAUAUUGGAACCUUCUUACCGUUGCCUGAUUUUAGAAUGGUGGUAUAUACCACUCUUAAACUUGUUGGGAGGGGAGAAGUUGUAGAGGACAGAGAACGUGGAGUCUAACAGCUUGCUUUUCUGCUGGCAGAAAUACAUUGAGCCAAAAUAAGAGCUUGUGGCAGCAACUGCUCCUCUCCCUUUUCCUUCUGGCUGAAAAUGCAGAGAGCAAGAGUCUGUGCAAGAUAGACUUGGGAUGUAAUGGCUUCAGAGGAACUGAGAAGAUGCAGCACACCUUCUGUGUGCUGCCUUGUUCCCCACCAUCCUUCCAGUUCCCACCAACAUUUGUUGACUUCACUUCAUAUAAAACAUCAGAAAAGGACAGUUAACCUUCCUGUAAUGGGCCGUGUUUUAAGAAGUUAAGAAUAUUCAUUGUGCAAGUACUGAGGUAGAAAAGGAGGUCUUGUUUCUGUGACUAGAAAAAAAACAUGUUGCAGCCUGAGAACUUUUUUUUUUAGCGUGAACAUUUAAGUCAAAGACAUUUCCCUUCUUUCAUCAGCAAAGAAGUGUGCAUACUGAUUAUUCCAUUAUUUGCAAGUCAGAAUUGUAAAUUGCUGCAUUUGCUCUGAUGCAGUUUACCAUCUGAAAGAAAUAAUUAAAGCUUGCUUUCUCUUGCUUAAGAUUUAAACGUGUAUUUAAAAAUGAGAUCAUACUUUCAUGGUGGUCAUAGUUUCUUUAUGUAUUUGUGUGGGGUAGCCUCAGAAAUGGGUGUAUGAUCUGCUGGUGUGCUGUGAUGUAUUUCCUUUAAUUAUACAUUUGUUUUGAGAAAGAUGGUUAUUCCAGGCCUCUGUCUUUCCUCAGUGACAUCCUUACAAGCCCACUGCAGUGGGAGUUGUGCGUACCUUGGUGUGUAGUUCAGCCAUAUGUGCUACUUAUUUAUAUCUCGUGCAUGACAUAAGCUAUUCCAAACAGAUAAUUUCUGAUCUGGUAAUAGAAGAUGAAUGCAAGUGUCUAUACAGUUCUUUCUCACUAAAUGAGGAUAUGACACAUUGCUAGUCACCGUGCUUGGUACAGCUCUUGUGCCGAGUCCAGACGGAGUGUAAGGCUGUGCCUGUCUGAUGUUUCAGACACUCAAGAGUUCAAUUAAUUUACAAAUGAUAAUUUGUUUUCAGCUCCUGUAGAUAUGGAUGCCUUCUUUACUCAGCCUCUAUUGUGUCGUUCUAUAAGAAGUCAGCUCCAACUGCAUGAAGCGCAAUUUUUGUAAUUUGUUUGUAGAAAUGCCAUAUUCUCUCUGCAUUAUAAACACAGCUGUGCAGCAUUUUUCAAAAUGCACUGUAAAGCUUGUGCCAUCUUAGAAUGACAGUUUCUUUCCAGAUGCCUGUAUUUUCUGUAUAGGUAAUUUCAUCAAAUCACUGAGCACAAGGAAUGAAAGGCUGGCUUUAUUUAAAAAGAAAACCAUAACACAAAUAAUAGGUGUUCCAUCAACAUAGAUUUUGCCUUCUGAAGUUAUUUACCUCUUUGUAAGUUAUUUUAUCUGGCCAUGUUAGUGAUGCAGAUGCACUUAGUUCUGGUGGUGUCACGUCCGUGCAAGCUGAUGGGCAUGUCCUGCUGAAAUUCACUACAGCAAAACAAGCUUGUGAUUCACCGGGGAAGCGUCCCAGGCCCUCACACCAGCGGCCGAACUAACCCACCGUGCUCUCUCACACGCACAGCUUGCAGCCAAAAGAUGACAGCACGCUAAUGGCUUUUGGUCAAAAGAAAGUUAACUAUGCUCUUAACGAGUUCCACCUAUAAAAUACGCCACAUUGAUUCUUGUGAGGCUCUGGGACAUUCGAAAGUGAUUUGGAGAGAGCAAAAUCUGUGUCUGAUGGACACCGAACCAAAGCCAGCGUGUGUUGUGCAGCAGGCUCACUGCCCAGGAAUGAAGUGCCCUCCUUCAGAGGACUUUCCUCCUCAGAUAAGACUGUCCGAAAAGAUACCACCAGUGAAGCCUUGCUUCAAGAAGAAGCAGCAAGUGCAGAAGAGGCUGGACACAGAAACUCUCCGGGCUUUGCGGCCAAUCUUCACCAGUUUGCUGGGAGCUGGGAGCUUGGACAGGGUCUUUGUGCCCCGAGGCCAAAGUGGCGGUCAUAGUGAUUUAUGUGAACCUGCUGUGAAAAAGCCUCUGGACCUCGGUACUUCUUGCCCCCAACCAGAAAACGAUGUGACUGUGCUGGUGCCAACAGCUCCAGAUGUGCAGAGUCAAUUGCCAGUAGCUCGUCCUUCUUCUGGGCAUCCCGAGCAGGAUGUCCAGUCAGGAGAGCAGGGCUUCUCACCAGAAACUACUCCUGGAACUGCUGCUGAUAACAGUAAUGAAUCAUUCCAGGAUCAUCAUCCUUUGCACCCAGCUGCUAGUGACGGUGCAGCUUGUCCUUUGUUCCCAGACAAGAUUCUGGAAAGCUACACAUCUGGCUUAUUCCAAGAGAAUAGCUGUCCGAUGCAAUACAAUUUGAACCCAAGCAAUAAAUUCAGUGCUGGGAUAUUCCAGGAUAAAAGUGAAGAAGCUUCUCUUGAUCUGGUGUUUGAGCUCUUGAACCAGCUGCAAUAUCACACCCAUCAGGAAGAUGGAGUAGAAAUCUGUGUGGAUUUUCUCCAGGGCACUUGUGUUUAUGGCAGUGAUUGUCCCAAACAUCACACGGUCUUGCCUUACCAUUGGCAAGUGAGAAGGACAGCAACCCAGAGUUGGCAAAGUGUGACCAAUGAUUCCCAGGAGCAUCUGGAAAGACUCUACUGCAACCCUGACAAUGAUAGGAUCAAAGUGAAAUAUCGGGGACAUGAGUUUUGGGUGGAUUUGAAUGUUAUGAAGUUAUACGAAACUGUUGAGUUUGACCAAAUGCGGCGGCUGUCCACACCUUCCUGCCCCAGCUCCAGCUCCAACUACUACACGGUCUGGAAAUACUUCUGCAGGGACCACUUUGGCUGGAGAGAGUACUCUGAGCCUGUUGUAAGAUUGAUAGAAGAAGCCAGCUGCCGGGGUCUGAAAGAGGUUCGGUUUGUUACCUGGCAUAAUCAAUAUAUCCUAAACAUCAAGGAUGGAUUCCAGCAAAAUGCAUGUUUCAGAAGAGAAAUCAAGAGGAGACCCCUUCUUCGCUCAUGCAUUGUGCUGAUGCCAUUUUUACAGACCUUAGGUGGCAACUCUCCAGUGCCCUCUCCGUCAGCUGAACCAGCUUCCUCGCAUGUCUUAUCUCCGACUGCUGUUACCUCUCCGAACUUCUAUCCUGAAACCUGGAUUAGUAUGGAUCCAUCUCAGGACUUCAUCCAAGUGCCUGUUCUGAAGGAAGAUAAAAGCUAUAGAACCAUUUAUAACCUGUUUCACAAGACUGUGCCAGAGACCAAAUACAAAAUUUUGAAAAUUCUGAGAGUGCAGAAUCAGUUUCUUUGGGAGAAAUAUAAAAGGAAAAAGGAAUAUAUGUCAAAAAAAAUGUCUGGGCUCGACAGGAUAAUGAACGAAAGGCAUUUGUUCCACGGCACCUCCCAGGAUGUGGUGGAUGGAAUCUGCAAGCACAACUUCGACCCGCGCGUCUGCGGGAAGCAUGCCACCAUGUUUGGACAGGGCAGUUACUUUGCCAGAAAGGCAAGCUAUUCCCAUAAUUUUUCCAAAAGGUCACCCAAAGGAGUUCAUUACAUGUUCCUGGCGAAAGUACUGACAGGAAGGUAUACGGUGGGUAACCACACCAUGAGGAGACCUCCGCCGGUGAACCCCGGCAGCAUUACCAGCGACCUCUAUGAUUCCUGUGUGGACAAUUACUUUGAGCCUCAGAUUUUUGUCAUUUUUAAUGACGAUCAGAGCUACCCUUAUUUUAUUAUCCAAUACGAAGAAGUUAGCAACACUGUCUCCAUUUGAAAACUUGUGCUGCUAAAUUACUCAUUUUAAUAAACUUUCUUAUCCGGCAUCGGUAGCAGUUUUUGUGGAAAAAAAAAUUUGGACGUUGCAGAACUGAUUAAAUUACUUGCUUGGAAGGAACUAAAUCUCAAAAUAUAGAAAAGAAGAUCUGAAAUGACCAAUUGUGCACUUGCUGUUUGAUUAUGUAUGUGCAAACUGUAAAUAUUUUUUCAUUGUUUAUAGUUGCAAAUCUGUGCCUUUUGUUAUAAAACACUGUUUAUUUAUGUUAGUAAAUAUUCAUGUUUAAAAAUG
This is a messenger RNA of Harpia harpyja (harpy eagle), 10205 nucleotides long. RefSeq names its product TCDD inducible poly(ADP-ribose) polymerase (gene TIPARP). Gene Ontology annotation, molecular function: NAD+ poly-ADP-ribosyltransferase activity; zinc ion binding. The coding region runs from base 7800 to 9914 and encodes 704 amino acids. NCBI's taxonomy places the organism in Eukaryota, Metazoa, Chordata, Aves, Accipitriformes, Accipitridae. The transcript has 10 exons. The record is from RefSeq and is a predicted model, not a curated record.